Molecule: messenger RNA, 1590 nt
Organism: Hyposmocoma kahamanoa
Lineage: Eukaryota; Metazoa; Arthropoda; Insecta; Lepidoptera; Cosmopterigidae
Gene: alien
Product: COP9 signalosome complex subunit 2
Exons: 8
Coding region: 77-1411 (444 amino acids)
Biological process (GO): protein deneddylation
Cellular component (GO): COP9 signalosome
Molecular function (GO): protein binding
Source: RefSeq, a predicted model, not a curated record
UUGUCAAGUUGUGUAUCAUAAUAAUUCUCAUUUUUAUUGAAUUUAUACAGAAAAAACGAUUAAUUAGUUAGCCAAAAUGUCCGACAAUGAUGAUGAUUACAUGUGCGAAGAAGAGGAAGACUAUGGCUUGGAAUACUCGGAAGACAGCAAUUCAGAGCCAGAUGUAGACUUAGAAAACCAAUACUAUAACAGCAAGGCACUGAAAGAAGAUGAGCCAAAAGCGGCUUUGCUUUCCUUCCAGAAGGUUUUAGAAUUGGAGGGGGGAGAGAAAGGCGAAUGGGGAUUCAAAGCUCUUAAGCAGAUGAUUAAAAUUAAUUUUAAAUUGAGCAACUUCACAGAGAUGAUGGCACGGUACAAGCAAUUACUCACUUAUAUCAAGAGUGCUGUCACCAGGAACCACUCGGAAAAGUCCAUCAAUUCUAUCUUGGAUUAUAUCUCUACAUCUAGGAAUAUGGAGUUAUUACAAGACUUCUAUGAAACCACUCUAGAAGCCCUAAAAGAUGCCAAGAAUGACCGAUUGUGGUUCAAAACUAACACCAAGCUGGGCAAACUGUACUACGACCGCGGGGACUUCAACAAACUAGCUAAAAUACUCAAACAAUUGCAUCAGAGUUGCCAGACGGACGAUGGCGAAGACGACUUGAAAAAAGGCACGCAAUUGCUUGAGAUCUAUGCACUGGAGAUCCAAAUGUAUACGGCGCAGAAAAAUAAUAAGAAACUUAAGGCGCUGUACGAGCAAUCGCUUCACAUCAAGUCUGCAAUACCGCAUCCACUUAUCAUGGGUGUUAUUAGAGAAUGCGGCGGCAAAAUGCAUCUUCGCGAGGGUGAAUUCGAGAAAGCGCACACAGACUUCUUCGAAGCUUUUAAGAAUUACGACGAGUCCGGUAGUCCAAGAAGGACAACGUGUUUGAAAUAUUUAGUUUUAGCCAAUAUGCUAAUGAAAUCUGGAAUCAAUCCCUUCGACUCUCAAGAAGCUAAACCGUACAAGAACGAUCCCGAAAUCCUUGCAAUGACAAAUCUCGUAAUGGCUUACCAGAAUAACGACAUCAACGAUUUUGAGUCUAUUCUAAAACACAAUCGUAAUAACAUCAUGGAUGACCCCUUCAUCAGAGAACAUAUUGAAGAUUUACUUAGGAAUAUCAGGACCCAAGUUCUUAUCAAGCUAAUUGGUCCCUACACGAGAAUUCAUAUACCGUUCAUCUCUAAAGAGCUCAACAUAGACGAAAAGGAGGUCGAAAAUCUUUUAGUUACUUGUAUACUCGAUAACACAAUAACUGGCCGCAUCGACCAAGUGAACUCAGUCCUGGAACUGGGGGGCGGUGCCCGUGGUGCUACUCGUUACUCGGCCCUGGACAAAUGGACCACGCAGCUGUCGGCGCUGCACCUGGCGUUGGCCAACAAGAUGGCGUAGGGUUCGGUGACCAGCGGCAAGACCCGAUCCCCCGCGUACAAAAGUGUUCAUUGCUAUUUCAACAGUGUUGGUGAGGUAGGAAUUUAACCAUUUUUUGACGAGUUUGGCACAUAUUUAAUUAGUUUUGUGUAAAUUCGAACCCCUUUCACCGCGAGUCCAUCAGUGCGCGUCAAUACUCC